Molecule: messenger RNA, 1040 nt
Organism: Cryphonectria parasitica EP155
Lineage: Eukaryota; Fungi; Ascomycota; Sordariomycetes; Diaporthales; Cryphonectriaceae
Product: phosphatidylserine decarboxylase
Exons: 1
Biological process (GO): phosphatidylethanolamine biosynthetic process
Cellular component (GO): mitochondrion
Molecular function (GO): phosphatidylserine decarboxylase activity
Source: RefSeq, a predicted model, not a curated record
CAUGUCCAAGAGCAAAGACCAGCCCUCGGACCAAUCGACCGGCGCAUCCCCAGCCUCCGUCUCAGAGGUUCGCGCGGACCUGGCCCUAGGCGAGCGUCCCUGGUACGAUCUCCUGUCCCAGGAGCACCCGACCUCUCUCUACUACGCCGUCAUCUAUCUCGCGCCGGGCGACUACCACCGCUUCCACUCGCCCACGAACUGGGUCGUCGAGCGCAGGCGCCACUUCGCGGGCGAGCUGUACAGCGUAUCGCCCUACCUCCAGCGGACCCUCCCUGGGCUCUUCACACUCAACGAGCGCGUGGUGCUCCUCGGCAGGUGGCGCUGGGGCUUCUUCUCCUUCGUCCCUGUCGGCGCGACCAACGUAGGCUCGAUCAAGGUCAAUUUUGACCGCGAGCUGAGGACCAACAGCCUCACAACCGACACGGCCGCAGAUAGGGCCGCGGAGGAGGCGGCUGCGCGGGGCGAGCUGUACACGGGCUUCUCGGAGGCGACGUACGAGACGGCCAGUCCCGUGCUGCAGGGCCACGCGCUACGGAGGGGCGAGGAGAUGGGCGGGUUUCAGCUGGGCAGCACCAUCGUGCUGGUCUUUGAGGCGCCGCUGGGGAAGGUAGACGAGCAGGGGCAGCUGCGCGGAGGGUGGAACUGGGGAGUGGAGAAGGGGGUCAAGGUCAAGAUGGGCCAGGCCCUGGGGUGGGUGAGCGAAGAAUGAAGACGUCGUGUGGGCAUACGCAUUUGUGGAAACUAUGUAAGUUGGCUGCACACUAAGAGCGCAGGAACAGACCUCUUGUGGCAAUUCUCGCUCGUCGAGCCCACCAUUUUCGAAAAUUCCAAUACAAAACAAAGACUAAAUGGACAACAUUUGCAAGUUGCCAAGGUUUCGAGCAACAAUGAAGAAGCAUAGUCGGUAUAUGAACACGAUGGUGGCCCUUUGAGGCGUAUACCACCUGCGAAGAACAUCUCCAGACAUAAAAGUUGGCUCCCAAGGCCUUCAUUACUUGGACGUUUUUGCUGCCAUCUAUCAAUAAAUAUCAUUUAAACUG